AUGACUCCGGCAGAGGACGAAAGGUCCCCGCUUUCUACGCCGGAGGUGGAUCAACUGAGCCAGUCGCUUCCGCCGCCGGAGGUGGAGAAACGAAGCCUGUCACUUCCAUCGCCAUACCUGUCUCCACCAAAACAGCGGCGAGAGUUGUCUCCAAUUUCACUGCCGUCGCUGUCGCAGCAGGACAAGCCACUUCCGCCGCAGCCGCCUAUCCAACAGCCGUCUCCGUCUGUAUCUCCGGCACCGACACAGCGCAACCAGGCGCGUUAUGUAUGUUCCGAGUGCGGUAAGGUGUUCUCUUCCUACCAGGCCUUGGGGGGCCACAAAGCCAAAGCCAGCCAUCGGAAGUUCCCUGCCGAAAACAGAGCCGCCGCGUCAGCGGCCGUCGUCACCGGAGCAGCGGACCAAUACAAUCCUAAUGCUUGCUCUUUCUGCUCCAAGUCGUUCGCGACGGGGCCCGCGCUAGGCGGGCACAUGAGGGCUCACUACGAGAGGAUUAGACGGCAAGCCACAGCUAAGAACAGACCGAUGGCUGGGCCAUCGUCUUCGCUGACUGAGUGCUCGACGGCGAUGGGCUUGACAAUUGACCUCAACCAGGAGGCGAUGCCGGAAGCGGAAUUGACUAAGGAAGAGGAAACGGUGAGCUCUCAUCCGGCGGCGGCGGCGGCGGCGGCCACCUCUCCCCCUCCUCGCUUCUUUACUUUCUUUUAA
Zingiber officinale is the source of this 708-nucleotide messenger RNA. RefSeq names its product zinc finger protein 36-like. Lineage: Eukaryota; Viridiplantae; Streptophyta; Magnoliopsida; Zingiberales; Zingiberaceae. The transcript has a single exon. Gene Ontology annotation, molecular function: DNA-binding transcription factor activity. Bases 1 to 708 code for a protein of 235 amino acids. The record is from RefSeq and is a predicted model, not a curated record.